AUGAAGAGUGCUCGCAAGCAAAACCCCGGUGUGCCAUCUCAGGAUAUUGAGCAACAAUUGAAGCGCCUAGCCUUUGAUGAGGCGGAAGUUUUUGACCCAAAGCUUCUUGAAAAUGAUUCGUAUUUUUCGGAUAAAGAACAGUCAGAUCUGUUGCCACAAAAGUCGCGCGAUUAG
Molecule: messenger RNA, 174 nt
Organism: Phytophthora nicotianae INRA-310
Lineage: Eukaryota; Oomycota; Peronosporomycetes; Peronosporales; Peronosporaceae
Exons: 2
Coding region: 1-174 (57 amino acids)
Source: RefSeq, a predicted model, not a curated record